Gastrolobium bilobum is the source of this 985-nucleotide messenger RNA. Its product is annotated as outer envelope pore protein 16-3, chloroplastic/mitochondrial. The coding region runs from base 147 to 635 and encodes 162 amino acids. Gene Ontology annotation, molecular function: transmembrane protein transporter activity. The record is from RefSeq and is a predicted model, not a curated record. NCBI's taxonomy places the organism in Eukaryota, Viridiplantae, Streptophyta, Magnoliopsida, Fabales, Fabaceae. Gene Ontology annotation, cellular component: TIM22 mitochondrial import inner membrane insertion complex. The transcript is spliced from 3 exons. Gene Ontology annotation, biological process: protein insertion into mitochondrial inner membrane.
UCUUGAGUGUUUAUUUAUAGGAGUAGUACCGGCAAGGAGCAACGCUACGCUGGCUGUAAAAGCAGUUCAGAGUUUACACUUCAGAGAGAGUCGCUUCCUAAUCCCCAACCUCGAGUUUCUCUUCUCAAUUUCUCACAGAGAAAAUCAUGGUGGACCCUGCAGAACGUAGGUACUUGGAAGAAGAGGAUUCUUCCCUAAUGAAAACUAUCAAGGGUGCAACAACUGGUUUAGUUGCUGGCACUAUCUGGGGUACUGUAGUUGCCACCUGGUAUGAUGUUCCUCGGGUUGAGAGAAAUGUUGCUCUUCCUGGGCUGAUAAGAACUUUUAAGAUGAUGGGCAACCAUGGGUUGACAUUUGCUGCCAUAGGAGGAAUCUUCAUAGGUGUGGAACAGUUGUUGCAAAACUAUAGGAUGAAAAGGGAUCUGUAUAAUGGAGCUAUCGGUGCUUUCGUUGCUGGUGCAACUGUUUUUGGUUACAAAGGAAGGAGCAUCUCGACUGCAAUUUCAGCUGGAUCAGCACUGGCAUUCACAUCUGCAUAUAUUGAUUUCGGAGGUCAGAAAUUAAAACAUGAUGAUGAUGUUGAGUACGCUGCUUACACAGUAAAGAAAAGACCUCGUCCUGAUGCUGAUGCAUAAUUGUUAAUUAAUGCACCUUUAUGACCGAAGACAUUUCAAGUUGAUAGGAGAGAGUGGAUCACUCUUUGUUGAGCUUGUUGUUUGUUUUCUGAGUUGGAAUGACAUACUGGGCUGUCUUUCCAUAAUUUUCUUUUCUAAGUUGCUGGUGCUGAACUGGUUCAAUUCCAAUAAAUGUGCUAUUGUGUUAAUCUAAAUUGCAUGUUAGUCCUCCGUGGCCAUAAAUUACCUAAUAGUCCAUUUUCUUCCAUGGGAUGAAGUGAUGAACAUUAUAUAUGAAGCUGAAACGUGUGGUAGAGCUUGGUGUUGUAACUUUAAGAUUGUCAAUACAAUUUGAAUAAGGAAUGAUGUCU